AAACAAUAUUAUUGGUCUUGAUUUAAGCGAAUGUCUCAGGCUAAGAAAACUUGACUGUUCAAAUAAUAUAGGAUUAACUGAGCUAAAUAUUAGUAAUUGUUCAAAUUUAGCAAAUAUUAAUAUUAUUGGUUGUCUAGAAUUAUGCAAAGUAAUCUGUUAUAAUAUAUCUUAUUCCCCCGUGGAAAUAAUUGAACAAGCCAAAAUGUCUUACUGUUUGUAUCAUGAAUGUCGAGAAGUGGCACAUUAUAAUGGAUAUUGUAAUAUGCAUUGGAAGGACCAUUGUAAAGAAGAAGGAUGCAAUUCACAAAUCUAUAUUUCGAAAGAAUACUAUUCUUUCCAUAGGUCAAUUUGUAAAGUGCUCGGUUGUUCCCUUCAAACUUUUCUAAACAGCGAUUGUGAUUACCACAAAAGUGUGAGAGAGGAUGAACUAAGAAGUAUAAGAAAAGAAGCACUAAAGCGAAGAAAGAAAGAACAACUUGAUCAAAGAAAUCAUAGAACUUUGAUUUUUUUUCUAGGUUUC
Molecule: messenger RNA, 520 nt
Organism: Dentiscutata erythropus
Lineage: Eukaryota; Fungi; Glomeromycota; Glomeromycetes; Diversisporales; Gigasporaceae
Source: the annotation of a GenBank genome assembly